Messenger RNA from Pseudophryne corroboree (corroboree frog), 2370 nucleotides. RefSeq names its product protocadherin alpha-5-like. NCBI's taxonomy places the organism in Eukaryota, Metazoa, Chordata, Amphibia, Anura, Myobatrachidae. Gene Ontology annotation, molecular function: calcium ion binding. The record is from RefSeq and is a predicted model, not a curated record. The transcript has a single exon. The coding region runs from base 1 to 2370 and encodes 789 amino acids. Gene Ontology annotation, biological process: homophilic cell-cell adhesion. Gene Ontology annotation, cellular component: plasma membrane.
AUGAUCAAUCUAAGGCACAGUUAUCAAGUAAAAAGAAGGUUGGUCCAUUUGUUAUUGUUGCAAAUGUUCUGGGAUGUGGUCCUGAGUCAGCUGCACUAUAUCCUGCCAGAGGAAUCCAAGCAUGGCACCUUUGUUGGAAGAAUUGCUCAGGAUCUUGGACUGGAGAUAGGUGAGAUUAAUUUCAGAAUGUUACGUAUUGUCACUAGAGAUGAGAAGGAAUAUUUCCAGGUAAAUCUGCAGAAUGGCAUCUUGUUUGUUAAAGAGACAAUAGACAGAGAGAUGUUGUGCCCCAAUACACACUUCUGUGUUAUUCCCCUCCAGGUUAUUGUAGAUAAGCCUGUGCAGAUGUAUCGUGUUGAUGUAGAAAUAGAAGACAUAAAUGACAAUAGCCCAGCUUUCUCCUCCAAUGUGUACAAUCUAGUGAUUUCAGAGCUCCGACCAGCAGGAUCUCAUUUUCCACUAAAGGGAGCUGUUGAUCCAGAUCUGGGAGCAAAUUCUAUCACAAAUUAUGAACUCAGUGCAAGUGAUUAUUUUGCGUUGGAUUUUCAAAAAUAUUUAAAUCAAAUCAGAUCCUUAGAACUUGUGCUGAAAAAAUUCAUAGACAGAGAAAAGCAGUCUGUUCACAACCUCACUCUUACAGCUUAUGAUGGAGGUAAGCCAAGAUUUAGUGGUACAAGCCAAGUAGUAAUUAAUGUGGAAGAUGUUAAUGAUAAUGCUCUUUUAUGUGAUCAGCCAUUUUACCAGUGCAGUGUGGAUGAAAAUGCAGCAAAAGGGACUUUAUUAUUGAAGAUACAUGCUACAGAUUCGGAUGAAGGAAAAAAUGGGGAAAUAUUUUAUGAAUUUAGCAACAUGGGAAUGGAUGAAGUUAGCAAAGUCUUUAGUCUAGAUAAACAGACAGGAGAAAUUAUAGUGAAAGGUGAAGUGGACUAUGGAAAUUUGAAUAUAUAUGAAAUUCAGGUUGAUGCUGUUGAUAAUGGAGAACAUUCAAUGGUUGGACACUGCAAAGUUCUAGUGACUGUUGUAGAUGUUAAUGACAAUCCUCCUGAGAUCACAGUGACAUCACUCUCAGUUCCUGUUCCGGAGGACUCACCCCAGGGAACAACAGUUGCAAUUAUCAGUGUACAUGACAAGGAUUCAGGAUUAAAUGGUAAAGUAAAUUGCCACCUUGUUGGACAUACACCCUUCAAGGUAAAUCCAGCUUUCAUGGGUGAUUUUGCUUUGACUGUGAAUGGGCUCUUGGAUCGAGAAAUUAAUGAUAAAUAUGAAGUUGUAAUAACAGCAAAAGAUGAAGGUUAUCCAUCCAUUUCAGUUUCAAAGACUCUUAAUAUAGUUUUAAGUGAUGUGAAUGACAAUGCCCCCAUAUUCCAACAGAUUGUUGACACAAUUUUUAUCAAGGAAAACAACCCUCCAGGUUCUCAUAUCUACACAGCAUCAGCCUAUGACCCAGAUAUUGGCCAGAAUUCAUUCAUCACAUAUUCAAUCAGUGAUGGCACAAUUGAUGGGCUCUCUAUAUCUUCUUACAUCUCCAUCAAUCCAGAGAAUGGCAAGGUGUUUGCUUUGGUAUCUUUUGACCAUGAACAAGUUAGUUAUUUUAGGUGUCAUUUAAAAUCCACAGAUGCUGGACUACCCCCGCUCACUUCUAAUCUUACAUUAAAUGUUUUUAUUGAUGAUAUUAAUGACAAUGUCCCUACCUUUUUCCCACUGUAUUCUACAGUGACACUUAAAACUCCAUUGUCAGCCCAGCCAGGAUAUCUGGUGACCAAAAUGAGUGCUAUAGAUCUAGAUUCUGGAUACAAUGCCUUAAUGUCUUACAAUUUUAAGGAUCUUCCUGGCAAAUCACCAUUCAUAAUAUCUCAACAAACUGGAGAAAUACAUUUAAAACGCUCACUUACGGAGUCAGAUAAUGAUGAAUAUAGGAUGCAAGUGGUAGUUCAGGACCAUGGAGAACCAUUGAUGACUGCAGUUACACAAAUCAUUAUCUCCUUGGUGGAAUCUGGAGAGGAAAUUCAGUUUAAUAAUCAUGAGUCCAAACAAAAUGAUGAUGGAUUUUCAUACACAAAUGUUUACUUGGUUGUUGCCAUCUGCAUCAUUUCGAGUAUAUUUCUUAUCACACUAAUUGCCUUCACUGUUUUAAAGUGGCAAAGUUAUAGAGAGGAGGUUGAUGAACUGAAGGAAGAUUACAAGAUCUGCUCAAACACUGGUGGCAGUUGGUUGUAUUCCCAACAAACCCAAUAUCGAGUAUGUUCAAAUUCAAUGCAAGCCAAAAAUGACUUAAUUGUCUUCACUCCAAGUAACUCUCAAUCUCCAGGAAAGGAAGAGCAUGCAAACCAAUUAGGAACCAUGCUAAAUUCUUCAUAUAAGGUAAGAUAA